Messenger RNA from Momordica charantia (bitter melon), 1270 nucleotides. RefSeq lists its product as uncharacterized. The record is from RefSeq and is a predicted model, not a curated record. NCBI's taxonomy places the organism in Eukaryota, Viridiplantae, Streptophyta, Magnoliopsida, Cucurbitales, Cucurbitaceae.
CAUAGGAGUUCUCGUAACAACAACUUAAAGAAGUCAACAUGGUUUCGAUGUUGGCCCAACAACUCUCUUAUACCAAAGAUGGUCGGUGAUUAUGGCACAAUGACAAAACUUUGUUAUGCGAAAGAGAGAGAAUAGAAUACUUACCAAGUUAACUAAACCAUAAGAGGAAGCUUCCUUGCCUAAAACCCAAGGCAAAGUCAUUUAUAUUCCUAGUCCAGUUCCAUCAAAUUAGCACCAUUUUCCAAAACCUUUCCUUUUCGCCCUUCUUAGCUCUUUGCCUUCAUAAAAAGCCCCACCCUUUUCUCCUUCUGCAGUGAAUCAAUAAUGGCCCUUAUAAGAAGUCCUCCUCCCAUCAGUUUGGGCUCCCAAUCAUUCAGAAAUCUACCCUAUACAGCCUUGCCUAAAAUUAGCUCAUGUGUAUUUCAACAAAAGAAGACCACAGUACUAAAAUAUGGCGACUGGAUGAGGAAAACAAACAAAAGAUCAUCCACUGACGUUAAGCUCCGUUUCGUGCCUUCGUGUUUACCAGAUGAUUCUGAUUCCUGCUUAGAUUCAAAUUCAAAUCCUUCAUCAGAAAUGAUUGAGAACUUCUACAGAUGCAUCAAUGAAAAAAACUUAGAGGAGUUGGGCAGUUACAUCUCAGAAGACUGUGUCAUUGAAGACUCCUUGUUCAUUGAACCAUUUCAAGGGAGGAAGGAAGCUCUGGAGUUCUUUGAAGAACUCACUCAAAGCAUGGGCCGAUAUGUGAAGUUCAGAAUUCUUAACGUCUACGAAAGUGGCACUUCCGGUGCAGGAGCAAUCUGGCGCUUGGCAUGGAAGGACAUAGAGAUUCCCUUCUCCAAGGGCUGCACCUUCAUCAACAUCAGAAAUGAAAAAAGAAGAGCAAUACAGAAAGCACAAAUCAUAGUUGAACCACAAGUCAAAGCAGGACAUUUCAUCUUGGCUUUACUGAAGCUUGUGACUUCAUUACUCGAUACAUUUCCAGCAAUUCCAGAAUGGCUGCUAAAAUUGUUUCAACUACCUUGGGUAAAGUGGCUAUCAAAGAUAUGUAUAAAGCUCUUCACGCUUCUCUGGGAGAGUUUUCUGGAGAGCCUUCUAGCCUUUAAAUAUCUGUAUAACUAUCGACACUGGGUAUUACCACUCAACUUUUUACGGUACAUUUUAGGGUUCUUAAUGUAAAGGAUACAUGAUAUGCACAAAGAUCUAUUAAUUUCAUGGGCAUGGAAGAGAUCAUAAAGAUACAUGAAAUUCCCCUUCUAGUUAUCAUUUU